AUGUCCACUCCAGCUGAAACCUCUUUUGCCGAACUUAAGGCAAUCACUAGGCAGAUUGUUGACAUUGUCUGGGCGGCUCAGCUGCUCCCACCUGGCAACAGCCACUUGGCUCUGAGAGCACAAGUCACUGAACUGGUGGCUAAGGCCGUCCGGGACCAUGCAGAUGCACCUUGCAUUCCAGGCAUAGUCUUGUCCUGCUCCAAGGAGUUACUUCACAUUAGGCAGAUGUCCCCCCAGGUUUGGCCUGACUGGCACAGCAUCAGCCAUGACAAUCCUCGCCUCCAGAGGCACAGCUGGCGCGAGAAGGUCUUCGCCUGGGAGGCUUUAGGCGACCGGACGUUCGAUCUUCCCCUCAAGGCCCCCAAAUCCCUUGACACUGUUGCCAUUGACCUUCCCUCCCCACCUGUCGUCACCGGCAGCAUUGCCGGCCCAUCCUCCGGCACUAUCGCCGAGUCCCAGGAGAAGCGUCAGGAUAAGGGUAAGGGUAAGGCGUUAGAUGCUGACCUGGAACCUGAGGCGGACAGGAGGAGGAAGAGGAAAUCGCCCCUGAUUUCGGGAGUCUCCUCCCAACCGCCGAAAUCUGCGAUGAAGAGUUGCAAGAGGGCUAAGUCAGCUCGCAUUGUGAAGUCGUCCGAGUUUGUGGAGUCCAAGGAUGAAGAUGAAGACAAGCCAGCUGCCCAAGGAGGGCCGGUCAUCCUCCUUGAUCGUGUUACCUCAGUCUCGCCUCGGGUCCCCAAGAAGGCCCCUUUUGGCCCUGCGAAGGUAAUUGCCGGAAGACGUCCAGAGGUCAUUGAGCACACGGACUCGAUGUCCAACACCCCCGUGGUCACCCCGGUGGUGGCGCCAACUGUCAUCAAUACAGAUGACAUUCUCAUUCCUGGACCCAACAACCCAUGCUGGGCUUGCAGCAACACGGAGUGGCCCUGCACGACCCGUUUCGACAAGAGGAAUAGGAACGGCCUUCUCUCCUGUGUUUACUGCAACACAAAGAAGUUGAAGUGUUUUUCCGUCACCCUCGGAAGUCCACCGAAACGGUUGCGGGAUAAGUCAACCACCUGGAAGUCCAGGUCCUGGACACCUUCCAAAGGUCCGUCCACCUCCCAACCAAUGGCCUGGACCUGCAGCCAAUCUCGUGGGGCAGCCGGAACUACCAGUGCAGGUGCUGCUGGAACUGCCAGUACAUCUGCUGUGACCGCGCCUAUGACGCGCAGUCGCAGCAAGACAAUAACUGCUGUCAAGGCACCCGCCCCACCACCUACACCCUCACCUGCACCAGCUCCAAUUGCGUCUUCGAGUGCCCACAUGCCUUGUGUGGCUCUUGAUGUCCCCAUGCUGGACCUCCAUUCCAUGGCAAUGACUAUUCGCGAUAGUGCCGGACGCAUCAAGGCUCUCGAGGAAUGUGUUGCUGAGCAGGGUAGACUUAUCGAUACCCUCACCCAGCUCCAUGAGAGCCUUCAAUGCAAAACCAUGGAACACCAUCCCUCAUUUCCCCUUCCCACCACUCUGGCAAUUGCACCGUCUUUGUUGCUUGAUCAAUCCGUCGCUGGAACAACAUUACCCUCCGAAUCCGCACUCCCUCCUCUCAUUGAUCUUUCGAUGGCAGUGAUGGAGCCCACACCCACAAAAAUUGAGGAUCCAUCUGCCAUCGAGGGUCUCUUAUUUGAGCCGAGCCAAGUUCAACUAGCCCCGGACCCAUCACCUACUCCCCCAACUGCCGGAGACAUUGUGGUACCGGAUGAUCCUCGCAACCUUUUCCUGGAAUAUGAUUCUCCUGAUGACAUGGAUGUUGAGGUCAAGGUUGAAGUUGAAGGUGGUGAUGAGGGUCAUCUGGGCGAUGUUGAAAUGUCUACAUAA
This is a messenger RNA of Suillus paluster, 1854 nucleotides long. RefSeq lists its product as uncharacterized. The record is from RefSeq and is a predicted model, not a curated record. The coding region runs from base 1 to 1854 and encodes 617 amino acids. Lineage: Eukaryota; Fungi; Basidiomycota; Agaricomycetes; Boletales; Suillaceae. The transcript is spliced from 6 exons.